Messenger RNA from Tigriopus californicus, 7326 nucleotides. Its product is annotated as homeotic protein spalt-major-like. Gene Ontology annotation, cellular component: nucleus. Gene Ontology annotation, biological process: regulation of transcription by RNA polymerase II. Lineage: Eukaryota; Metazoa; Arthropoda; Copepoda; Harpacticoida; Harpacticidae. The transcript has 7 exons. The coding region runs from base 514 to 5418 and encodes 1634 amino acids. Gene Ontology annotation, molecular function: RNA polymerase II cis-regulatory region sequence-specific DNA binding; DNA-binding transcription factor activity, RNA polymerase II-specific. The record is from RefSeq and is a predicted model, not a curated record.
CUUCGUCUCCUUCUUGAGGCCAUUUCUUCGGGUUCAGUCGUUGGACGCUGUUUCCUUGAUCGACAUUGAACGUGUGAUAUCAUCUUGACCCAAUGACUUCAAUGAUUAUUCAUACUUGAACUACCAACCUCCAACCAAGUGAUCGCCAACUGUGUUUGAAGCGGGCAAAAAUAUUAUAAUAUCAAACUUGACAGCAUUGCUAAGUGAAUGGCAAUGUUUUAUCGGAAACAGUGAGCUGAUUUGAAUAUUUUACCAAGUCCAAAUCCUGAUCUCAAUUCUGACAUCUGAUUCGGAUCGGAUCAAUCAAUCAGCCAUAUUAUGGCCAAUUUUAAGUGCUAACAUCUUCGUUACUUCAGCCGGUCAAAUGUCUUUGGUCCAUUUGUUGUAAAGCAUGACUUAAUGGACUGGCAGAAAUAGGCUCUAGUAUCCGCCAUUUCAUGUGUGUGUGCGCAUGACCUCCGGACUCUAGCUUUGAUUUGGGUGCUUCUCAACUGAAGCAGAGCUCCAAUCAGGAUGUCGCGAAGAAAACAAGCCAAACCGAUUCGUCAUCUUGAGGAUGGAACGCCCAUAUCAGCCAACGGUGAGGACGGAGUGCCUGCGAGUGGAUCUUUGGACGCUAUUGGAGACGACAUCAACACCACGGGAGAAGUAGGUUCCUCUGAUCUUGAGCGAAGUGAUUCCAUUGGUGACGGAGAUGGAUCGGGAACUGGCAAUGGAGUCCUGGAUCGAGAAGAUCGAGCCAAUGACGAUCUUGACGGGAACAAGCCCCAAAACCUUUUCAUUAAGCGCACAGUUAGUGAAGAUUUUGCCAACAACAAUAACGGCACUCGAAGGCUGUCCAGUGAGGACAACGACGUAGAGGAGGACAUGGAUACAUCUAAUCGGGGACAAUUCGGAAGGGACGUGGAUGAUCCGGAUGAUGAGUCAAACAGCAAGAUGGAUUAUCCGUCGCUUCUGAACAUGAAUUCCAUAUCCAAGAUCCCCUCAAUGUUGCCGUUUAGCAAUUCGUCUAAACUGGAAAGUUCCUCCGUGACCGAGCAUCUGAAAGAGCAGCUUCAAACCAUAAGUAUGACGAUCUCCCAACUUUCUUCCACCAUGACCAACAAUUCCAGUCCAAAGAAUGUGCAAGAACUAGCUGUUCUGCAAGCCACACUAUUCAGCCUACAACAACAACAACUACUACAGAUGCAAAUCCUCUCCCAAAUUCAACAACAGCAAUCAGAUCGCCAGGAUUCACCACCAAGUAGCAUGCCAAGUAUCGCAGAAUUGGCCAAGAAGAUGGAAAGACAAAACUCCUUGGAUCAGGAAAGGCCCAAAGAGUUGAGUGCAUUAUCAUCCCUCUCCUCGAGUAUGCCUCUACCUCCAAGUAUGCCGGCCAAAUCGAACGUCCUGACCGGCAGUGGCAUCACGCCCACGACCACCCAAAGCUCGGGAUGUUCGAAAAAUGCCAAAAGCAUGCAUCACACUUCGGCAUCGAUUAGUUCUCAAGUUCUGGACCCUAAUGCGCCUCCACCAUCGCUAGCUUCAUCUAUUAUAAUGCAUGGCGAUUCCCCGGACGACGAUAAACCAGCCGUGAACUCCUUGGAAUUGCUUCAAAAACGGGCCCAGGGCAUUCUCAACAACGCCAGCCAGGGCCUAUUGGCCAACAAUUUGGCCGACUUUAGUGUGAAUAGGGAUAAGGAGUUUGAUAAAAAGGAGCCGUUCUUCAAACACCGUUGUCGGUAUUGUGGCAAGGUGUUUGGCUCUGACUCGGCGUUGCAAAUUCACGUUCGUAGCCACACCGGGGAGAGGCCAUACAAGUGUAAUAUUUGCGGCAAUCGCUUCACCACCAAGGGCAACCUGAAAGUUCAUUUCCAAAGACAUUCCUCCAAGUUCCCGCACAUCAAGAUGAAUCCUAAUCUGGUCCCAGAACACUUGGACAAGUUCUAUCCUCCACUUCUCCAGCAAAUUGAAGAUGCGGAAAAGAAAGGGCUGCCCAUCCCUAAUGUGAACAACCCCAUGGCUGGAAUGACGCCAAUCAUUCCCCCUGGCAUGACACUUCCCGCUUUGCCCAACAGCAUCCCAGGAUACCCAAGCUUUAGCCCUCCUCCACCUGGAUUGAGUGGAUCAUCCAAUGGAAUGCCUAGAUUUCCAAUGCCCACUUCAACCGCCGCUGCAGCCGCAGCAGCGGCAGCGUCAGUCUCACUAUCGCUACCUGCUCCCAAUUUGCCUACGGAGCCGUUGAAGCGGGAAGAUGUACCGGAGAAUCUGGCCCGGUCCACCCCUCGAUCCCGCUCAAUUUCCCCCAUCUCUUCACGAGCCGAAUCUCGUCGUAGCCCAAGACCAAUGGGUCUUGAAGAUCUCAAGGAGGCCAUUGCUUUGAAUCGUGCCCGUGUUCAUCAUGAACGGAGUAUCAGCCCGCACGAAGAGAAGCCCAGCCCUGAGGACAUGGAUGAUCAAGAGGAGCCUGAAAACCUUACCAAAGCCCGCACCCGAUCUGUCUCACCACCCAGGAUGGACCACAGCCCUAGUUUUCCUCAUGACCGACAUGCCGAUAGCUCUCCAGCUAACAUCAUGCCAUACAAAACCUCACCCUCUUUACCCAUGUCAACAGCUUCUAGUAUUAUUCCACUCCCCAAUGGUCCCAUCAUUCUGCCGCCCUCGGUAGAUCCGGCCAAAGAUCCAAACGUGUAUACAAAUCUUUUGCCUCGCCCUGGAAGUAACGACAACGCGUGGGAGAGCCUCAUUGAAGUGGCCAAAACCAGCGAAACCAGCAAGUUAGAACAAUUGGUCAACAACAUUGAGCAUAAACUGAGUGAUCCAAACGAAUGUGUGAUUUGCCACCGGGUUCUCUCUUGCAAGUCAGCACUGCAGAUGCAUUAUAGAACCCAUACAGGAGAGAGGCCAUUCAAGUGUCGCAUUUGUGGGCGUGCCUUCACCACGAAAGGCAACUUGAAAACUCACAUGGGAGUGCACCGCGCCAAGCCACCCAUGCGCAUGUUCCAUCAAUGCCCGGUGUGCCAUAAGAAGUACGCAAACGCCUUAGUUCUACAACAACACAUCAAGACCCACACUGGUGAGCCCACUGAACUGACCGCAGAGCAGAUUGCGGCUGCAGAAAUUAGAGAUUUCCCUCCCUUACCAUUUGCCCCUGGCUCGUUCCCAGGCCUUGGAUCUUUGCGAUUGCACGGUUCUGGGCUUUUUCCCAACUUGCCACACGGCCAGUUCCCUCUUGGACCAUUUGGCAGUGAGUCUCAAAGUCCAGAUAUCAUGGAUAAGGACGACAUUGCCAGUGGGGAAGAGAGAGAGAACUCACGACCGUCAUCCGUGUCUUCCACGUCAAGCUCGAACAUGAAAGGCCAACAUAUACCCACCUCCAUUCCCCUCUCGUUGUCGAUUGACUCCAUGGUGAAAAUGUCCGAUCAUAGACCGUUUAGUUUAGUCAGACCCUUUCUGAUGGACAAGCAGUCUCCCGGUGGACCUGAGGAUUUAUCAUCACCCGGUCGGAAAGGUGAGCAAGGCAAUGGCACUCCAGAGGACAUGGAAGAAGAACCCUGCAGUUCGCCGGCCACACUUCCAAGAUGCAGCCCCGGGGAUCGCAAUUCCAGCCCAAAGAGCGAACCUCGGGAUGAAAAGCGUUCCCGAGAUCAUGAGAAAGAAAUGCGGUCUAGACGCGAAGAGGAACAACAACAGAGAACGCCCACUAUGCCAAAGUCUUUGGCAGACAUCCGGUCUUCUUUUCCCAUGGACCUCACACCCAACAGCACGGCCGCUCUCUUUGCUGGGUUUCCACAUGGUCUUAUCCCUCAGAGUGCAAUCUUUGCCAAUCCCCUUCUCAGUUCUGCUCCUACAUCUGCCUUAACUCAGCUGACAGCUGCCUCGGCAGCCUUUGGAUCACCCGCCUUCAACCCACUGGGUUUACCGUUCCCUAACAUCCCAGGAGGUGUGAGACCCCGAGGCAAUACCACUUGUCAAAUAUGCUUCAAGGUGUUUGCAUGCCAUUCGGCUCUAGAGAUCCAUAUCAGAUCUCAUACCAAGGAGAGACCCUUUAAGUGCCACGUCUGUGACAGGGGAUUUUCGACCAAGGGCAAUAUGAAGCAACACGCUUUAACCCAUAAAACCAACAAGGAUGGCGAAAUUCUCAAUGUGUCCAGUCCCAUGUCUGAAAAUAGCCGUUCGGAUAGUCAGGACGACCGUUCCAAUGAUGCCAUGAGCAGCUCGGACAGAUCAGAACAGCAUCAGCAGCAGAUGCAGAUGCAUCCACAGCAGCAGCUGAAGCCCCUAAAGCGGUCUCCCCCUGAAGGAGCGGAAAAUGUUAUGCCUCUUCCCAAGAGGUCUCAUGGUCCUCCCAGUAACUCAUCCCUCGGCCCUAACAGUUCGAGCUCUCCUCCCAAUUCUCCCUACCCUUCCUCUUCCCCUAACCACGGCCUUUCUUCAAGUUCUCUGACCACUCCAACCAAUUCUAACUCGACUUCUACUUCUACUACUUCUGCCUCUUCUAACAAGCACAAUUGUCAAGUGUGCAAGAAACCCUUUUCCUCGGGGUCAGCAUUGCAAAUUCAUAUGAGGACGCACACAGGGGAUAGGCCAUUUAAAUGCUCUGUGUGUGGAAAAGCUUUUACCACGAAGGGCAAUCUCAAGGUUCACAUGGGUACUCACAUGUGGAGCAACAGCAAUCAGACUUCUCGCCGAGGUCGGAGGAUGUCCCUCGAGAUGUCCCACCCACCCAUUCCGAUGAAUGCAAAGGACUCCGAGUUCCUCCACAGACGACGGCCCGAGCUAUUCUUCCCCCCUCCAUUCCUACCCACUCAAUUUGAUACCAACGGGAUCUUGCCACCUUCGACCCAAGCCCUUCAGAGGUCGUUGCUGGCCGAGUUCCAUAAUCACCACCAAAAUGGAACUUCAGAAGACACAAGUGAGGUGUCCCGUUCCUUGGCAGCCCAGCCCCUUCCUCCGAGCGUGCGGUCAAUGAGCCACAACCAUGUGGAUGAUGAAAGUAGUCCAGAGCCGAUAAGAAUCCGAUCUCCACAUUCUUUGCACCUUUCACCUAAACGGAAAGCUUCACCGUCAACGAGUCAACAAGACCCUUCGGAAGAAAAUGGGGACCGCCGUUAUAGCCAUGAGCCAUGGAAUUGGAAACUUUCCAAAGGUGAUCGAGAGGGAAGAAGGCUGAUAAUGCCGACCAAGUCUGAUUCCAAAUUGAGUGAUCGGACCAACAGCCAAGACGAGCCUGGUGUGGCUGAGGACCUAGUGACAGCUCCCGCUAAAGAAGAUGACAAUGACGAGGAAUUGGAGGAGGAAGGUUUGGAGGAGGAGGAAGAAGAGGAAGAGGAUGAGGAAGAGGACUCCAAAGAUGUCUCGCCCUGUCCCAAAUCGCCUCUCCCUUCGGUGCCCGAAAAGAUUCACACUAGUCCCCCGACUGCGACCGAAAUAUGUUAGCGCCACUUUAUGAGUCGUCGCCCAUGCAAUCAUUCUGCAUAAUACAGCACCUCACAAACUUGCAGUGAAUGAAAAUGGUUCAGAGUGCAAUAUCAACAAAUUUGCUUCCAAUUGAUUCAAUCACAGCUCGAGUGAUCCUGUCGGAAAAGAGAGCAGCCAGUCUGUUUCGAGGCUAAGCGAGCAAAUCAAUGAGUCAAUCGGCCUUAGUUCGCCCUUGUUCAUCCUUCAAGAGCAAGGAUCAUAAUGAUACACGUAGGAUUUACUGUACUCUUAUCUCCAAAGGGAAGACCCCCAAUGACGCCAGAGAGCCACUGAGGAUAAAUUAUAAAAGAUGCUUAUGAACGCUGAUCUCAAUUGUUAAGAUGAUUGUUUGUUUUUCACUCCGCGAUUCAAACAGACCCUGGACUCUUCCAAUUGGUCCUGUUUUAUUCGUCAUCACCAUCAUCCCACUCCUUAUCCUACGGAUUCUUUGCUAAUGUACUAAACAUAAUCAUCGCACAGAUAAAAAUGGAAAAAUUGUACAAAUUUUAGGUUCGAUAAACGCUUGGACAAUGGUAAGGGUACUGAUACAAAUAAUAGGAAUCGUGAUUGCUAUUUUUCUUGUUCUCCACCUCCAAACCAUUCACAUUUGGACGACCGUUUGAAUGGCCUUCUUGCAAGUUUAGCUCUUUUCCCACCCUUUAUCCUCCUAAAGAUUACAUACAACCAGGUAAAACCUUGAUUUUCUUGACAUACGCGCCAACAAUACCUUCGAAAGCUAAGCGCGGUUAUUGAUGCCCGCUGAAAGAUAAGUCAUAUGACGUCUUAUUCUUCAAAAUGGUUGAAAAUGCGUAGCCAUUCCUUGUGAGAUCCAUGUGACGUUUUCGUACUCUCAUCACCCGCAACUAUCACCACCAUUUGUACUAUUGUAUCGGUAAACCCAAGGAUGAUAGUCAGCUAUUACUAUCGUCAUUUAAGGUGUGACAUUUUAUGAUAGAAAUGCCUAACUGUAUACUCGAGAUUAAAUCUAGUUCUGAAUAAUGUAAAACGCACAAUUCCGUCACCCUUCUUUUGAAUGUUUUGAAAGCUGUCAAGGCUGGGGCUGAUGCUUUAGCGAGUGUGAACAGGGUGUCCAGUUUCUGUAUCGCUCCAGGCUCUCAACAAAUCUAAUAUAUUCAUUCAAGCUUGUCCCCCUACACCAAUUGCCGCUGAGAACCCCACCGUCAACCCAAAAGCCAUUUUCAAAACCAUUUUCGUUUCAUACCCCAAAGAGUUUUUGGAACUUUUGAUUUUGAUUCCAGAAUGUGAAUAAACGGAAUGAAAUUAAAUUCUCUGACCUUCCAUUAGAAUUUGGCUUUCCCAACUCCCUUAACCCUAUUAGGAAAUAAAUAUAUGUAUACUUGUCGUGAAUUGUGGAUGCUGAGGGGAUUAACUAGUUAUGUUGAUCUUGAACACUCAAACUGGAGAUAAAAAAAGCAAACCAUUGGACUCAUCUUUUCCACUCCCAAGCAUUCCUCUCUGAGAAGCAAAUUUACCCCAAUAUGCACUCUUUGUGUACCCGCCCAGAUUAAGCUUUUACGUACUUCUGGGUCCUGUACGGCCUUGUCCCGCCCACUUUCUAUAGAUGCCCUUGAUCUUCCUUCUCAUCUCUCUCUCAACCCCUGAUCGAUUGAUUGUAUGUCGUUUUGCCCGCGUUUCAUUUGGAUGAAUAUUGUCUAUUGAACGAGCCAGGCCAGCCACGACUUGAACGACCUCACGUUCAACAACAAUGAUUACUACAACUAUUGCUGAUGCUGCUGAUGCUAUUACUCCUAUUACUACUUGGUGCAUAUCUGUUGACUCAUUUUAAACGUCAUUUUUGGAACAACCAUUUCACGAGCGUCCAUCUUUGGAAUCGAAAUAUAUUUCUGUUUUUGUUGUAAACACAAA